AUGGCAACUGCAAAUUCCCAAGACCCAUUACCAGCCCGAAAACCUCUUGACAGCCAAAGAAAUAUAGGUAGCGACAUGUCAAUGAUGGCCAUCGUCCAGACUGGUUGCCCUUCACGGUUCGCAUACCCUGACGAGCAUCGCAUUAAGGGCCUCAAUGCAGAAACCAUCGCCCGCAUCCACCUGCCCACUCCACCAUGGCUUAUGAAUCCAGAAUAUGCCGUUCUGCAGUCUGACCCAGGACAACCCAAUACCAACAUCUUUAUGAGCCUUAACAUCUCUCUGUAUAAUCAACAUGUGGUACCUUCAGAUUGGACGGAUGAAUGGUUUUUCAUGACCGGGCGCGCUCACCCAUAUGCGUUAACUUGGGAAUUACUCCAGAAUGACGGCUUGGAGACUGACGUCGACACCGUCUCCGAAUACACCAUCGCGGCCUUCAUCGUCCGUGAUUUGGGCUACCAGCCGAUAAUUCCUCGCAACCUGUCUUCAAUGGAUUCGUUCCCCGCUGUGCCUCCCACUGUUAGCUUUACUGGUCCUGUCAUAGGCUCCGGACGCAACACGCUGCAGAACGAGGUGGCUGCGACCCUUGGCGACGUGCAACUUCGAUGCUGCGCCUUUAUUCAACUCUCAACAUUUAUCACGCCGGGCAAUUCUAGCAAGUCUCCAUUCAGAGGUUUCUAUCCCUUCCAAGUGUUUGUUAUCUUCCCCAUUCAAGUUAAUCCUUGGUCCGCUCUAUGCAAAAAAAUGAUCGAGAAACCUGAAUCGCAAUUUCAUCCCGGCAGCCCUUUUUCCUGUACGGGCAAAAUAGCUGGUCUGCUAGAUCACACCAUCAUGAAGCAGCCACCGGAACUUCAGCGUGACUAUGUUUUCAUCGUCGUACCAGAUACCUGGACUUUUCCGGACAAGAACGCGGCUGCCUCUGCAUCAACUACUCUCCCUCCUACGACUCCCACCAAGAUUGACCAUUCUAUAUCUUCCUCUCUUCUUCAAGCUGCUGAGGAAUUCACAACUACCAGAAACCGAACAAAACGAAGUGUAAAAGCCCUUCCGACACCAGACGGAUCUCCUUCAACUGCACGGGUAUCAUCCAUUGGUCUCAAGAGGAGGCAUCAACCACCAUAUGGCGAACAACGAGGAGGCAGCUCUCCCAAGCAGCUAAAGAUCUUCCAUGUUGAUAUAGACGGUCCAACUCCUGACGCGGAGUCAUCUUCCACGGCAAGAAACAACUCCCCCAAUUCUCUUGAUUCGGCGUGUAGAAACAGCGACAGUCUCCCUGAACCCAACUCAACAAACUCUUCUACAUCACCUAUCAACUGCACCACCGCUAUUCCAUCAGAAGCGACUAGUCGCUUAUUACGGCAUCGCCCGCUGGCAACAAAACCAUGA
This is a messenger RNA of Pochonia chlamydosporia 170, 1383 nucleotides long. RefSeq lists its product as hypothetical. The transcript has 2 exons. The coding region runs from base 1 to 1383 and encodes 460 amino acids. Lineage: Eukaryota; Fungi; Ascomycota; Sordariomycetes; Hypocreales; Clavicipitaceae. The record is from RefSeq and is a predicted model, not a curated record.